Messenger RNA from Polypterus senegalus (gray bichir), 3278 nucleotides. RefSeq names its product mitogen-activated protein kinase kinase kinase kinase 2 (gene map4k2). The coding region runs from base 330 to 2834 and encodes 834 amino acids. NCBI's taxonomy places the organism in Eukaryota, Metazoa, Chordata, Cladistia, Polypteriformes, Polypteridae. The transcript is spliced from 32 exons. Gene Ontology annotation, molecular function: MAP kinase kinase kinase kinase activity; ATP binding. Gene Ontology annotation, biological process: protein phosphorylation. The record is from RefSeq and is a predicted model, not a curated record.
UCUACCAUAACGCCUGUUUCCGACUUUUGCAACAGCUUUUCUAGUUUAUGGGCGGGGGGAAUUGCACAAAUAUGUGCUGCCUCAGGGUGGCAUCCUUGCGAAGACGUUUGCCAACCGCAUCGACCUGGAAGAUCCGCAACUCCGCGCGUGCAGGGCUCCGUCGUUUCGGAGACUGUGGCAUUUAUCUCGCGGCACGUACCCGAUUGGAGGAGAGCAGAGAAGACAAACGGCUCACACGAAACUGAAAGGUGUGUGUCAGGGUGCGAGAACAUGCGAAGGACGUGAAGUGAGAGAACACAAGCGGAGCGAGCUUCAGAGGAGCUUUCACGAUGGAUUUAAUCGAGGUGUCCGCCUUGAACCCACUGGACGAGUACGAACUCAUCAGCAGGGCGGGGAGCGGCACGUACGGGGACGUCUUUAAGGCUCGAAACAUAAAGACAUCGGAACUUUCAGCUAUAAAAAUUGUCAAAUUAGAUCCUGGUGAUGACAUCUCUUCAAUUCAGCAAGAAAUAACAGUGAUGCGAGAAUGCAAGCACAAAAAUAUCGUGGCUUACUUUGGCAGCUAUCUCAGAAACAAUAAAUUGUGGAUAUGUAUGGAGUUCUGUGCUGGAGGUUCACUACAAGAUAUUUACCAUGUAACUGGACCUUUAAAGGAGAAGCAAAUAGCAUAUGUCUGCAGGGAAACUUUACAGGGCUUAUAUUAUUUACACAGCAAUGGAAAAAUGCACCGUGAUAUAAAGGGAGCAAACAUUCUGCUGACAGACAGAGGUGAUGUUAAAUUAGCUGAUUUUGGUGUUGCAGCAGAAAUUAAUGCAUCUGUAGCCAAGAGGAAGUCCUUUAUAGGAACGCCAUACUGGAUGGCACCUGAGGUGGCUGCUGUAGACAAGAAAGGUGGUUAUGAUCAGCUGUGUGACAUUUGGGCUGUUGGUAUCACUGCCAUUGAGUUGGCUGAAUUGCAGCCUCCCAUGUUUGAUCUACAUCCAAUGAGAGCACUGAUGUUGAUGUCCAAAAGUAAUUUCCAGCCUCCAAAGUUAAAAGAAAAGGCAAAAUGGUCUUCUGAUUUUCAUACUUUUUUAAAAGUUGCACUUAACAAAAACCCAAGGAAACGUCCAACAGCAGAAAAACUUUUACAGCACUGUUUUUUGACUCAGCUACUAAGUCGUACUCAAGUAAUUGAACUUUUGGACACUGUGAAUAACCCUGACAUGACAUUUGGACACUCAAUAGAUGACAGUGAUCUAGAGACAUGUGAUGCUUUCCCUGAUAAAAUUCACUCCAUAGGAAAACAUCCCAAUGUGGAGAGAACACACUCAGAACUGCAGUUUAAUCAAGUAAAAUUUUGCCCUCCUCUACGGAAAGAAACAGAGCCUUAUCCCGAUCAGGUGUCAGAUGACGAGUGGAAUUUUGAUAGGGAGGAACACAGUAGUCCGGGUCUUUUGGAAUCCGUGGAACAGGCACUACAGGAAAGGAGUCUUACAAUCAAGAAAAGCUCGACUACUGAGUGGAACUCUUUUGAUGAUGACAAAUGCAAUACCAUCAAGCAUGCAGGAAGAAAUUCACCUUCACAAGCAUCUGGUUUUGGUCUUCAGUCUUCUGCUACAUGUGACCAGGGCUAUAGUAGCAAAGGUCAUCUCCUUAAUGUAAAUGCGAGCUAUCCAUCUGGGCAAAAUACUGAUACAUCUAAAAAAUAUGCUGGAGAUCCUCACAUUUCCCCAGAAUGGGCAACUCUGCAUCGAAACACUGAUUCGAGGGCUGCAUCCCAUGGACUUCCUCCAACACCAAAGGUCCAUAUGGGUGCCUGUUUCUCUAAAAUUUUUAAUGGAUGCCCCCUGAAAGUGAAUUGUGCAAGUACAUGGAUCUUUCCCAAGACCAAAGACCAGUACUUAAUUUUGGGUGCUGAAGAAGGAAUCUACACUUUGAAUCUGAAUGAGCUUCAUGAAGAUACUAUAGAAAAGUUAGUUCCACAAAGAUGUACAUGGCUUUUUGUAAUGAACAACAUAUUAAUGUCUGUCUCAGGAAAGUCUCCUCAUCUCUACUCUCACAAUUUGGUGGCACUGUUUGAUCAGAAAAGACAACUUCAGAAGAGACAAGGACACCUGUCCAUCAGCUCAAAUCGUCUGACUGAGAUCAUUAAUAGGAAGUAUGCUUCUACAAAAGUUACAGAUACCAAGGGAUGUCAGAGAUGCAGUGUAGUACGAAAUCCCUACAUGGACAGUACUUUCCUUUGUUGUGCAUUACAUUCCAGUUUGGUGCUGCUACUUUGGUAUGAGCCUCUGCAGAAGUUCAUGCUACUGAAGAAUAUUGAAGUUCAUCUUCCUGAGCCUCUUUCAGUUUUUGAGCUUCUUGUUCGGGAGAAUGAUGACUUACCUCUGGUGUGUGUAGGCGUCAGAAAGAGUAAACGAACCAAUCAGGAUCUGGAGUUUGACAUAAUUCACCUUAAUGGAUAUUCAACUCCUGAAACAGAUAGCCCUCCAGUCAAAGCUAUUCAGGUGACACAGCUAGACAGAGACACGGUGCUAAUUGCUCUCGAAAAAACUGUGAAAGUAGUUGAUCUUCAAGGGGUGCCAGUUCCAACACUUAUUUCAGAGCUUUCCUUUGAGUUUACCAUUGAGACACUAGUUUGUCUGCAGGAUAGUGUUCUUGCAUUUUGGAGACAUGGUCUUGCUGGGAGGAGCCUUGAGGGCAAUGAGGUAACACAAGAGAUCACUGAUGAGAGUAGAGUUUUUAGAGUACUUGGAACAAGCAGGGAUAUUAUUUUGGAAAGCACACCAACUGAGGAUCCUUCUGCUCUGAGUAACCUCUAUAUUUUGACAGGUCAUGAAAGUAGCCUUUGAGAUGUAAAGACCAACUAUACAAUAAGAAUAAAUGGUGAUGUGUGUAGAGAGCCAAAACGUCGGACUACAGAAAAGCACAAAAUGUUAGAGAACUGAAAUUUGCCUUUAGAUUAAGGCUGGUAUCAAUUAAUUAAUGGCACUGUUGGUAAGUGCCCUGAGAAAUGAUGGAUUUAAUACUUUACCUCAGGAACAAGAUGUCUUCCAUAGUUCUGUGUACUGGAAAAUUGAAGAGUCUUUUUCGUAAUGUCCUAGGAUGACGCUGUCUGACUAACAUCUUUUGAAAAUCAGCUAAAUUAAAUUGGUAUUUUACAUAUUGUUGCUUUUAAAAACAAAACUUUUGUGGAGUUAAAAGUGUUGCACUUUUUUAAAUUCACAUUUAUUAUUCACAUACUUCCAGCAUUUUGACAAGAUUCUUCAGUAAUAAAAAUAAACCUUACGAACCAU